This is a messenger RNA of Papilio machaon (common yellow swallowtail), 1185 nucleotides long. RefSeq names its product forkhead box protein D3. Gene Ontology annotation, molecular function: RNA polymerase II cis-regulatory region sequence-specific DNA binding; DNA-binding transcription factor activity, RNA polymerase II-specific. The transcript has a single exon. Gene Ontology annotation, biological process: regulation of transcription by RNA polymerase II; anatomical structure morphogenesis; cell differentiation. The record is from RefSeq and is a predicted model, not a curated record. NCBI's taxonomy places the organism in Eukaryota, Metazoa, Arthropoda, Insecta, Lepidoptera, Papilionidae. Bases 29 to 931 code for a protein of 300 amino acids.
ACGCGACGCACUGACAUGUGACGCCAGCAUGGAAGAUUGCGACCUCGGCCGAUACCGCGACAUGAUCAUCGAGGGCGAGCUGCCGCUGGACCUGCGUCCGCCGCCGCGUCUCUAUCUGCAACACUACCUGCGCGACCGGGAUUAUCCGCACGACGACACCUACGUCACCGUCGAUGAGGACGCACCCGAAGCGUCCGACCCGCCGCCGCCUUCCAGCGACUCGGAGCGCUACGACGCGCCCAGCCCCGAUGACGCCAAGCCGCGCUCCGCUUCACCCAAGAAGCCCAAGCAGAAGUCCUCUUCGCAGCUCAUCAAGCCACCUUAUUCGUACAUUGCGCUCAUCACGAUGGCUAUCCUGCAGUCGCCGCACAAGAAACUCACGCUAAGUGGCAUCUGUGAGUUUAUCAUGACGCGCUUCCCCUACUAUCGCGAGAAGUUCCCCGCCUGGCAGAACUCGAUACGUCACAACCUCAGCCUGAACGACUGUUUCAUCAAGAUCCCUCGCGAGCCGGGUAACCCUGGCAAAGGCAACUACUGGACGCUAGACCCGCUCGCCGAGGACAUGUUCGACAACGGUAGCUUCCUGCGCCGGCGUAAACGCUACAAGCGGCCGGCGCCCUCGCUGCAGCACGCGCACGCCGUCGUGGCGAUGUUGGCGCGCGAGGCGUACGCACCACUUCUGCCGUUGCCAUGCUACCUGCCGCCGGCGCCGCUGCUCGCGCUGCCCCGCCCGCCGCCUGCCGCGCUGCGUCCCGUGCCUUUGCCGCCGCGCAUCGCCGAGAUCACCGAACCCAGGGGAAAGAGAUCCAGGAACGGCUUCUCCAUCGAAUCUAUAAUUGGCAGCCAAGAGGAGGGAGUGGUGGAGCCGCGGCGGAGCGCGUUCUCGCCGCUGCACUUGUCCGCUGCGCCGCCCGACGACUGGGCCAGGUGAAUGUGUCUUAAUGGGUGCGUUUUGAGUCCUCCUCUCUAUUCAAACGAGCCCGUAGACAAUUAGAGAUACGACAGUGUGUGAACGCUACGAUUCACGACCGUGUCUUCAGUGCCGUGACUUUGUCGGGAAACUAUCAGUAAAUUUCGUUCGUAAUGACGACCAAAAUCAAACUUAAUGAACCAGUAUCUACUUAUUUUUGUAAGCGAAUGCACGAUUAUUAAUCUGUGAAAGUAAAACUCUUGAUUGGAAGCAGU